AUGGCGGCCAAAGCAGCACUAAAGGCUGUGCGACAGGCUUUGGCGGAAAAAGACUAUCAAGGUGCGAUUGAAAAGUCCAAGGACAUCAUUCAGCAUGAUCCCAAUAAUUACCACGCAAACGUCUUCCUUGGCGUUGCACACGACCGAUUGAAUAACGACGCCGAAGCAGAGAGUGCGUACUCCGCUGCGACUAAAAUCAAUGCCGACGAUAAGACUGCUUGGCUGGGUUUGGUCUCGCUGUACGAGAAAUGUGGCUGUGAGCAUGAUGGCUAUCGCCAGGCCGUCAUUGCGCUUGGAAAAAUAUUCGCCGAUGAGGACCAGCAGGAUCGCUGCCACGAUGUGAUCAACAAAUACACGAAAACGAUGAAGGAUACUGGGACCAAAACCCAACAAAAGCAUGCAUUGGAACUUCAGUUGCCGGGCUCACCUCUUUACGAUUUCCUUGAAGGGCGUUUGCCUCAUCCGUCCCAGACGUAUCAGCGAUUGAUUGAAAUUACCGAAAGCCUCGAAAAGGAAUUCAUAAAUCGGGAAAUCGGCGAACGAAGAACACGUCUCGGUGCGCGCAUCGACCAAGUCACACAGGAGGUCCGACGGGAAGCUGCGAAAAACAGCGGCUUGGAUCGAUUCUAUCAUGGAAUAAUUGAUUGGACCAACGACGACGAUAUUCGUCGGCAUUAUGAAGAGAAGUUGUUCCAGCGUGCGUAUGAGGAGCUCGGUUUCGUCCCUGCGGCGGACAAGGCGACCAAGAGGGAAGCGGUUUUCAAAGCCGCUCAAGACAUGGUGAUCAUCAAACAUCCGUUUGAGCCCGCAUGGAAAAUUUUCUUGGGGUGGCAGGAUGUUGAGGAAUUCUCCGACUAUGACGUGGGGCACUUGCGUGAAUACAUCGAGUUCUUCCCAGAAUCCGGUCUUGCCAAAGUUCUCCAGGGCUUCCUGUCGAGCGAACUGUCGCCGUUUCCUAUUCCGCCCCCAGACGAAUCAGCGCGCAACACUGAUGCAAAGGAAGGCGCUCAGUCUGAUGACGAAAUUAAUGAUCAUGAAAUAGCUAUUGAAGACCGUCUGAUCUUGAUGGCUGAGGGUCUAGAGUCCGCGCGGGAUUCAAUUCUUGCACAUCGCAUCAUGGCAGACUUCUACCUUUCGCUCGAAGAAUAUGCGAGCGUGAUCACUAUUGCUAGGAAAGGAUUAUCCUUCGUUGCGGAACUCGCGAGGUUCAGUGGGGUUUCGCUCCAGAACACCACUGAUGCUUUGAACAUUGCACUUGCCAAUGCCCUGAUUUAUCAUCAAUCACCCCGCCAUCACCCUGAAGCGAAGCGCAUCUUCGAGGACAUCCUUGAACGCAAACCAACCUCUUCCAACUGCCUCCUGGGGAUCGGCCUGAUCUUGAAAGAGGAUCAUGACUAUGCAGAGGCCGUUGACUUUUUGAGACGAUCACUUGACCGCGAUGCUUCUAACCUGAAGAUUCGUGGAGAGCUUGCCUGGUGUGAAGCACUUAGCGGCAGUCUUGAAGAUGGCUUAAUUAGUCUUGAAGCCACGCUUCAUGACUUGAAGGAAGCUCAACCAGAUGACAGAGAUUUCGCAUCCGAGCUUCUUUAUCGAAUUGGUUACUGCCAAUGGGAGAUCAACCCGUCUCGAGCUGCUCGAAAAGACCGCAAUGGCGCUUAUGCUAGCCUCUUUGCUUCCAUCAAGGCCAAUAUGAGAUAUGCUCCAGCAUACAGUCUCCUUGGCAUCUACUACGCAGACUACAAGAAAGAUAAAGUCAGAGCUCGCAGGUGCUUCCACAAGGCAUUUGAAUUGUCCGUAUCCGAGAUUGAAGCUGCUGAGCGUCUUGCCAGAGACUUCGCCAACUCAAAGGAGUGGGACCUCGUUGAAGCCGUUGCGCAGCGCGUCGUCGAUUCUGGCUUGGCCAGACCCUCCCCUGGGUCAAAGCGCCGCGGCUACAGCUGGCCAUAUGCGGCAUUGGGAUCCGUUCAAAUCAAUAAGCAGCAGUACACUAAAGCCAUUGUUUCAUUCCAAGCGGCACUUCGACUUUCACCAGGUGACUACAACUCAUGGGUUGGCCUUGCCGAAGGGUACCAGCACACUGGUAAAUACAUCGCUGCCAUAAAGACCUUUGAGCAUGCCGAGACAUUAGUGCCAGCUCUCUCAGCGGAAGAUCAAACACACGCAUGGUUUGCGCGGUACAUGAUGGCAAACGUCUGGCGGGAUCUUGGCCAAUUUGAUGAUGCCAUUGCCGGCUACGAGAAUAUUCUGAAGUCUAGACCUGAUGACAUCGGUGUAACUCUCGCUCUUCUUCAAACGCUGACAGAGAAUUCGACCAAGUUGCUUACCAUGGGUCUCUUUGACGAGGCCGCAGAGCUCGUAUGCGAAGCCAUUGCGGUAGCAAGCUCUCUGGCACAGGUCAAAAGUGAUAUUUUCAAUCUAUGGAAGGCUGUAGGCGAUGUCUGCGCGAACUUGACGUCCAUGAAGGCGAAGGCUGAAAAGCUAUCUGUCCACAGUUGCCGGGCUUUGCUGUCAGUCGACCUUGACCCCAUGGCGCUUGAAGUCAUGGCUGAUAUUGAUGGGGUCGGAAAUGGCUGGCUCGAGGCCAGUGACAGUGAGGAGUCGAUGCCAUCCGAAUCUCACAUCUUCUUGUCCAUCAUCGCAUAUAAACGUGCUCUACACGUCUCCAAGGAUGAUACGCAUUCCCAGGCAAUUGCUUGGUACAAUUUGGGUUGGGCUGAAUAUUUGGCAUCUCGCAAUGUGCAGGUGAAUUCCACCACGAAGGGCAAAGAGUCCCGCAAAUUUUUAAAAACAGCUAUGCGUUGCUUCAAGAGAGCCAUAGAAUUGGAGGCCGGAAAUGCCGAGUUCUGGAACGCAUUGGGUGUCGCCACGGCCGCCAUGAGUCCCAAAGUGUCUCAGCAUGCGUUCGUGCGGAGCUUGCAUCUGAACGAACGUAGUGCGCAGGUCUGGACCAAUCUCGGAGCGCUCUAUCUCCUUCAAGGAGAAACUCGCAAAGCCAACGAGAUUUUCAUGCGAGCGCAGGCCAUUGACCCAGAGUACUCACUGGCCUGUGUAGGCCAAGGUUAUGGUGCACUUGCCAUUCAAGAUGUCGAGGAUGCAAGAGCUCAAUUCGAGCACGCAUUCGACAUUUCGAACUCCUCCGACAUUAUUCCUAAGCGCCAAUUUGGUUUGUCUCGCUUUGAUAGAAUUGGCGAGCCGUCCGCUUCCACCGAGGUGUCGGAACUCAUGCACCCCUUCUUCGCGCUUAGUCAACUGUGCAUCCAGGCUCCAUCAGACCUCCCAUUCGUGCAUCUUUCCGCCCUUUUCGCAGAGAGAAUGGGCGAUACACUUGAUGCCGAGUCCAGCCUAGAGGUCGUUUGCCAAGGCAUGGAAGAUGAAUAUGAAAAGACCGAGUCGCCCGCUUCGCUUUUGAAGUAUGCUCAGGCAAAUGCAGACAUGGCCCGUAUUCUCCUUGCGCGCCAGUCCUAUGAAGAGGCUGCAGAGAAGGCCGAACUCGCGCUCACCCUCUCUGGAGAAGAGGACGCAGAGAGAGUUGACCCCGAAGCUUGCAAGAAGCUCCGUCUCUCUGCGCACUUGACCGCGGGUCUUGCAUUCUACAAGAUGAAGUCAAUGGACCAAGCUAUUGAUAUGUUCCGCGAUGCCCUCGAAGAAGCGGACCAGUCUCCAGAUGUAGUUUGUCUCCUUGCCCAGGUCCUGUGGGCUAAGGGCGGCGAAGAGAAUCGGUCUGUCGCUCGUGAGCAACUGCUGAAUUGCAAAGUGAACAAUCCCGGCCAUGUCGGAGUUGUCACUCUUUGGGCUGCCAUAGCCCUUCUCGAUCAAGACCGCGACACCCUUGCGAAUGUUGAGCCUGACCUUCGCGGCAUAAUCGCGCGCCAUAGCACUGGACUACGCGACCGCGCCAAGGUUGUCAACCUUCUGGCCGCCAUUUCCGCAGCGGGGCUUGGCCGAGAUGCGCACGUUCCCGAGGACGCCAGGCGCGUUGGCGCCGCCACUGCUGCCGUAAUGCUUUCACCUUCACAGCCUGCCGGAUGGAUGGAGCUGUAUGCAGCCUCCGGACACCCAUAUCUCGCUUCUAUGUCUCUCAAUCGGGCAUUGGCAAACGUACCUCCUAAUGGCAAUUUCCGGGCCGAGGGUCUCAGCCAGGCCUAUACGCAAACUGGAAAGGCCGGUGACGUCCUUCGAGCUAUCGUGGUUGCCCCUUGGCAAAGCAAUGGAUGGGAUAAACUCAAAGAUUUUAUCCCUGAUGGCAAGCUGCAGGAAGGCGGUAUCAAAUCUGGGCAGGAAUUGGACGAUGAUGCACCUCUCGUACAGUGGAGGUGUGGUAUGGGUCUUGGAUCGGAGGGUUCAGUUGAGGAUGAGAUGUCUCCGUGGAAGCGUCGUACAAUGGGGACUGUGCGAUACUAA
Molecule: messenger RNA, 4401 nt
Organism: Penicillium bovifimosum
Lineage: Eukaryota; Fungi; Ascomycota; Eurotiomycetes; Eurotiales; Aspergillaceae
Product: SKI complex subunit tetratricopeptide repeat protein SKI3
Exons: 3
Coding region: 1-4401 (1466 amino acids)
Cellular component (GO): Ski complex
Molecular function (GO): protein binding
Source: RefSeq, a predicted model, not a curated record